UGUCUGUCCAUGUGUCCAUGCACCUCUUCAUUAAAUCACGCCGUCGGCUUGCCUGGUUGCGUCUUCUCAAUCCGGCAUAAAUUUCUUCUGUUCUUUCUCUGGGGCGCGGGCUGAAUAAAAACCAAUCAGGAAUGCAAAGCCACAGAAAUUGCACAUUGCACAUGGACGCGUGCCUAGCUUGAAAGAGCAGGACACACGAGCGAAAAAAUCCUGCUCGUUCAUUUUUUUUUCUCUUUGGGUCUUAGUUCGCCCAUCUCCAACAUCGCGCGAAUUCCCUGUUGGUCUCUCUCGUUCUUGUAAUCAUCGUUUUUGUAAUCCCUUGUCCUUCCUUUCGCUUUCGCCUUCACUUUUUCUCUAUUGCGCCCCCGCGCAUCUCCCGCGUUGGCCAGAGCACGACGGCAAACACUAGGCGGCUCCCUCGGCUGCUCGAGGCUAGACGCGGCUCUGUCCCUCUCUAGAUGUGAGCCCGAUCGACCCCCAAAAAAAGGUCCACCUCACACGAUGGCGCCUCCCACCGGACCCCUAAACCUCGACGUCGAGGCCAUCUCGGGUAUCUGCGGAUCGAUAUCCAUCGCCUGCUGGGUCGUCGUAUUCUCGCCCCAGAUCGUCGAGAACUUCCGUCGCAGCAGCGCCGACGGCCUGUCGCUGCAGUUCAUCAUCAUCUGGCUCGCCGGCGAUGUCUUCAACAUUCUGGGUGCCGUCCUGCAGGGCGUCCUACCCACCAUGAUCAUCCUGGCCGUCUACUACACCAUAGCAGACAUCGUCCUCCUGGGCCAGUGCUUCUACUACCGUGGCUUCACCUUCCGUGAUGAGGCGGUUCCGUCGGCGCCCAAGCCGCGCAAGUCACUAUCAGCAUCCAAUGGCCACGCUACUAAUGAUCAAAUCGGCGAGCCGAACGAGCGUACGGGUCUUUUGACUCGCGAGCCGGACCGCCGUCGUCCUAGCGCCGGGAAUGCCGGCCUGGCUGAGCACCGUCGCGGGUCUUGGUCCAACAAUUCUCACCACCUCUCGCCCGUCGUGCCGCUGUUGGAUGAGUCCGCCUUCGUCCGCGACACGGCGCUUCCGACCCCGGCAUCCAGAUCACCGGCCCGCGGCUCCACCGCCUCCAAGCUCCAGGCGGCCGGCUUCAACCUGCUCGCCGUCCUCAUGGUUUGCACCGCCGGUGUUGCCGGAUGGUACAUGAGCCGACCGCGCCCGAGUCACCGUGGAGAAGAUGCCCAACCACCAUCUCCCCCCAGCACUGGCGACGACGUCCUGGAAUUCAGCUUUUGGGGCCAGAUCUUCGGCUGGCUGUGCGCCGUCCUCUACCUCGGUUCCCGCGUGCCCCAGAUCCUCCUCAACUGGCGCCGCAAGUCCACCGAGGGCGUGAGCAUGCUCUUCUUCCUCUUUGCCUGCCUCGGCAACCUCACCUACGUCCUCUCCAUCUUCGCCUUCGAGCCGUCCUGUCACGUCCGCGGGUCGGCGGCUUCCGGAUGCGCCCCGGGCGAGGCUGCCCAUGCCUACUGGCAGUACAUCCUCGUCAACCUCUCGUGGCUAGCCGGCAGUCUUGGCACCCUGCUGCUCGACAUGGGCAUCUUUGUCCAAUUCUUCCUGUACAAUAAGGAGGAAGAAGAUGACGACUACGACGACGACUUCCUCGACGACGAAGACACCGCCGUCUCCGACGCCGAUGGGGAGAGCAUCGACGGCGAGCGCUGGGACUCGCGCCCUAUUCUCCAGCGCAGCAUGUCCAAUUACUCGCACUGAACGUUUCCUUAUUUCCUUCUUUUACUUCCCCAUUACCUUUUUUCUGGCCUGUCUUCUCUUCUAUUCGCAUAACUCCCUCUUUGCUCUGACAUCGGAUUUUGCCUUUUAUCGUUGGUUUGGGCGGUUACGGUCCGGAAAAAGAAAACUACUAAAAAGCUAGGUAUCUACCAGUUUGUUUGCGGCAACGCGUCUCCUCGGUUUUUUUUUUUUUUUUUGCACAUUCGGGAUAUCUGGGAUCACAUUUAUUUACAACAAAAAAAAGUAUCUUCUUUGUUAUGUUUUAAUCCUUUCCAUCGAGGAAGAGAGCUCAAGGAGCAUCCACGCACACGAAUAGACAGCGCGCCCCAUGCGGCAGUUUCCACCGUGCUGGGACUGCAAUGCUAUAACUGUUACUUUCUAUAUGCCCAUUGUGCCCACGUGUAAUCCGAAGACGCGUUGCA
Gaeumannomyces tritici R3-111a-1 is the source of this 2186-nucleotide messenger RNA. RefSeq names its product PQ-loop repeat-containing protein 2. Bases 502 to 1746 code for a protein of 414 amino acids. Gene Ontology annotation, cellular component: fungal-type vacuole membrane. The transcript is spliced from 2 exons. NCBI's taxonomy places the organism in Eukaryota, Fungi, Ascomycota, Sordariomycetes, Magnaporthales, Magnaporthaceae. Gene Ontology annotation, biological process: basic amino acid transmembrane export from vacuole. The record is from RefSeq and is a predicted model, not a curated record.